AUGAAUUCCCUGGGAAUUAAACAAGAUUUUUGAAUAACAGAAUUUACCUAUUACUGUACAUAACAAUACACAUUCUAUGAUAAAAAUAAUGAUAAGGAUCCUUUAUCAGAUGCCCGAAUCUAUGGAACUAGAAUCCACCGUCUCGAAUGUUAUAGGUUGUGAUUGUAUGUUUUUCGUUUUUAAUACUGCGUUCAAAUGAAUAAGGUGAAAUAACAAAAUUGGGAAUGAAUAACCCUUACUUAUUGAAACAACAACUUCAAGAGAAUGAAGAUGAAUUAUCCAAUUAUUUACGUGACAUGAAAAUUUGGCAAGAUAAAAUGAAGAGAAAAGAUUCAUCGCCUAUUUUGGAAAAAGACGAUAAGAAAUUGAAAUUUAAUCAAUCUUGUAAUUCAAAUACAAAAAACAAAAUUUCUUCUUGGGAUUAUUCUGCUUGGGAAAAGUUUGAUGUGGAUAAGGCUUGUGAGGAAAUAGACCAUAAGAACGAAAAAGAAUUACCAACAAAUAGCAAUGUAGACAGUAUAUCUAAAACUAGAAAUCAGAAAAGACAUUCUGAGGCUUUGUAUGAAAAAGACUUGGGUAAUUCAUUAGUACAAAAGCAAAAGUGGUCAGAAGCUAUACUAAGAUAUACAAGAGCAAUAGAAUAUUAUGAUAAAGAUCCUGUAUUUUAUGCAAAUCGAGCACUUUGCUAUCUUCAAAUGAAAGAAUUUAAAAGUGUAAUAAAUGAUUGUUGUGCAUCAAUUAAGUUAGAUAAAACAUAUGUUAAGGCUUAUCAAAGAAGAAGUGCUGCAUACUUGUCUUUAAAUAUGUACAAUGAAGCAAAAGCUGAUCUUCUUGAAGUUUUAAAAUUAGAACCUAAUAAUUCACAAGCCAAACAAAGUUUUAUUAUUGUCAACAAAAAAAUUUCAAAAAAUACUGAUUUAAAAGUUAAACCAGUGAAUAGUAAAACACACUCUAGUUUAUUAUUUGAUUCAUCAGAAAAAACUAUAAGUACCAUGCCUCAAAAUUGGCCAUCUAGAGUUAAUUGCAAGCAAAUUAAUCCUAUAUUUAAGCCACCUCAUUUAAGAUCAAAAAAGCCAUUGCUUACUCCAACAAUUGAAGCUAUUCAAGUAGAAAGAGAUGUAGCUGAUGUAAAUAUACUUCAAAAUACAUUCAAUGAAGUAUUUUCAGUUAAUAGUACUGUAUUGAAUAAUAAUUGUACUGAACCAAAAGCAAAUAAAAAUGUCACACAGCCAACAAGUAAACUAAAAUUACCACCAUCUCCUAAAACAUACAUUCAGUUAAAACAAGACUGGGAAUAUUUGAAAACCGAUACAAAUUUAUUAUACCAAUAUUUAAAACAAAUUCCUGGAAGAAAUUUACCAGAAAUUGUUAAAAAUUCUAUGGAUAAUGAUCUAUUUGUUAAUAUAAUACAAAUACUAAAAAUGGAAUUCAUAAAAAAUGACCAUGAUGUAACAGAUUACUUAAUUGGAAUAAGUGAAUUGCCAAGACUACAAAUGCUAAUUAUGUUUUGUUCUGCUGAUCAAUUAUCUAGUAUUAAUGAGUUAUUCAUUUAUGCAUCUAAAUCAACUUCCAAUGAUGUAUUAAACAAAAUUAAAGAUUUAUUUGGAAUAUAACGUAAAAAAUUGUUAAUUUUUAAAAUUUAUAGCAGUAUGUAAUAUAUUAUUUUUUGUAACUUUAAUAACACAAUUUUUCAUUUAAUAAAAUAGUUUGUACAUUUUCACAAUAAUUAUUUAAAUUGUAACACUGUAAUUUUAUUUUACUGUAU
Daktulosphaira vitifoliae (grape phylloxera) is the source of this 1765-nucleotide messenger RNA. RefSeq names its product RNA polymerase II-associated protein 3 (gene spag). Bases 225 to 1613 code for a protein of 462 amino acids. Gene Ontology annotation, molecular function: protein binding. NCBI's taxonomy places the organism in Eukaryota, Metazoa, Arthropoda, Insecta, Hemiptera, Phylloxeridae. The transcript has 10 exons. The record is from RefSeq and is a predicted model, not a curated record.